Molecule: messenger RNA, 987 nt
Organism: Penicillium pulvis
Lineage: Eukaryota; Fungi; Ascomycota; Eurotiomycetes; Eurotiales; Aspergillaceae
Product: flavin reductase family protein
Exons: 2
Coding region: 1-987 (328 amino acids)
Molecular function (GO): FMN binding
Source: RefSeq, a predicted model, not a curated record
AUGUAUUGCUCGCGAGGAGCCGCACGUCUUGUACUCAGACAAUCAUCUAAACCAACAUAUAACGCUCCAGCUCCAACUCAACAAUUAUCAUGCAUUCGAAAGAGCUCGUCUGCUACUGCUGCUGCACAAAAAGAAUACAAGAUCAUCCAGGACGUUGGAAACUUUGAAGAAAUUGAAUCCAAACGUCCAAACUUUGACCACGAAAAACCUAUCGAAGUCACAAAGUCACCUUAUCCUAACUGGAAAUACGGCGAUGGGGUCCCAGAUAACGGUGCAAGCCUCGUUCAAAAGCACCAUGAGAUUGAUCCAUAUUCCCCAACUCGCCCAAUGAUCAACAAUUACCGUCUCCUCGUAUCAGGGAUCGCGCCUCGGCCAGUCGGCUUUAUCAGCACCGUGAACGAAAAAGGUCAAAAGAAUCUCUCGCCAUUCAGCUAUUUUCAGGUCAUUGACCAUGAUCCACCGAUGUUUAUUGUUGGUUUCUCAUCUCGACCUGGACGUGUCAAGGAUACAUAUCGAAAUCUGAAAGAAACAGGCGAGUGUGUUAUAAAUACCGUGUCGGAGAAUAUGAUCGAAGCUGUAAACGCUAGCUCUAUCGAUGCGCCUUAUGGUGUUUCGGAAUGGGAUGUGUCGGGUUUGCAUGAGGCCCCUUCCACGACUGUGAAGCCUUCACGGGUUGCUGAGUCGGUGUUUUCUGUGGAGGGUAAGGUUGUUGAUAUCAAGGAGUUUGCUGAUCAUCAGCGACCUGGAAUGAGUAUCGCUGCUACGGUUUUGAUCAAGGCCACGAGAUUUUGGGUUAAGGAGGGCACGACUGAUGAGGAUUAUAGCCAUAUUGAUUUGGAUAAAUUGCGACCUGUUGCUCAGCUUGGUGGUGUUUCCUAUGGUCGUGUUGUGUCUACUUUUGAGAGGCCGCGCAGCAAAUGGGAUGUUGAGGUUCCGAAGAGCGAAUUGUUGACACGGUUAGAUAAGAGCAAGCCAGAUCUUCAAUAG